CUCCUGUUCCUCCUUCCUUUGCCCGGUUCCCAGGACAGGAGGGCCACAGCACGAUUCCCAGCUCCCCCCAGGACCUUCUGGAUCACCCUGUCCAUUGCCUUGAUAUUUUUUGCAGUUGGCAUCAGUGUCGUGGGGGUUCUCAGCUUGUCCCCCAGCUCUGCCCAGGCUGGCUCCCAGCUCGUCCGACUGACACUGCAGGGCCAGCAGGACCCUCUGAGGAACCAGACAGCCUUGGUGGACAAGUCCAGGAGCACUGUCACCUACUACAUCACCUCGCAGAGCAACCUCAGCGCCGUGGUGCUGUACGACAGCAGGAACGGCUACGUGUGCUACAAGCCUGUGGAGCAGAGCACGUGCUACCUGAGGAGGAUGGACCCCUGGGACCUGCAAACCCUGCAGGCAGCUCUCAACGUGUCUGAGCAGAGGGCCGAGCAGCUGCUACGUCACAACAACCAGACCAAGUACUACCGGGAGUUCCUGGGCAUCCUGCCGGGGGAGCAGGUGGAGCCCCAGGGCCUGGGGGAGGCUGUGCAGAGCCUGUGUGAGCACACGUCCAUCUUCUGGGUCCGCAGAGGGCAGGGUCCUGGGAGGCAGCGGCUCAUCUACCUGUGCAUUGACAUCUGCUUUCCAAGCAACAUCUGUGUCUCUAUCUGCUUCUAUUACCUCCCUGAGUAAGUGCUGAGCCGUGGACGCCCUCUUGCUGCCCUACAUACUUGAACUGGAUUCCUGAAAAGCCUCUGAUUUCCACAAGGAAGGUAACACCCACACCAUCCCCAGAGCCUCCUGCUGAUUUCAUGCUGCACCUCAGGAGGGUUUAGAGAAACAAGAGGCCUCUGCUCAGCACUGUCAGCACAGACACUCCCUGCAGCUCUGCCCCAGGGCUGCCACGUCCAUAGGAAUUAGGAGCCCCAGGCCUAGAGGGAUCCCAGGGAGUAGUUGGUGUUCUGGGGCUCCGU
This is a messenger RNA of Neopelma chrysocephalum (saffron-crested tyrant-manakin), 956 nucleotides long. RefSeq names its product BRICHOS domain containing 5 (gene BRICD5). The annotation marks the transcript as partial. The transcript is spliced from 5 exons. Lineage: Eukaryota; Metazoa; Chordata; Aves; Passeriformes; Pipridae. Gene Ontology annotation, biological process: regulation of cell population proliferation. The record is from RefSeq and is a predicted model, not a curated record.